UAAUAAUCAAGAAACUUCUCCACAGGUGUUAAGAAAAGAAGCAGGCCUUUGUCUCUGCCACUAUGGAUAUGAAAAUCUAUGGUCGAUUGGCUGUAGCAGCAGCUCCAUUUGUCCUUCUUUACUCUAUGCCAUACAAGACACAUGUCUUGGUGAAGGUUGUUCUAACUUUAUUGUGGCUCAGUUGUCUCCGUCAACUUCCAAGAAUCUUAAUAAUGUUUAGACCGGAUAAAGAUAGCUUCCGUGAAUCUCUUAUUAAUGACUUAUCGGCUGCUGGGGAUCCAGGAACAAAAUUAAAAUCUCAUUUCAAUGCCAUGGCUUCUCAAACUGUGCCUCAAAAACCAAUAGAAUUGAAGCUUUCUAUAAACAAAAAAAGCAACCAAGUUCUAUAUGCAGAGUGCAAUACAGAUUUUGUAAACGUUUUGCUUAGCUUUCUGACACUGCCGAUGGGAAAAAUUGUAAGACUGGCUGAUAAGAAAUCUGGAAUAGGGUCAAUGGAUGACAUGUAUAAGAGUGUAGAGCAUCUUGAUGAAGAAUACUUUUGGACGAAAGCGGGCAAGACCAUGUUGCUUGAUCCAAGGAGUGCUUAUGGACUACAAUGCAGCAACCUAGUUGUAAAAAUUGAUCAAACAGAUUAUUCAAAACUCUAUAUUUGUGGAAGAUCUCUAUGCUUGGCCUUGUAUCUUGGACUUGGAUAUUUCAGCUUGGUUAAGGAUUCAGUUUGUACUUAUUGUGGACAAGUCAUGGACAAUGAGAUAUUCCUGCAGAAUGAAGGUGAGCUUAUUGGCAGGAGUUUUAUCAGUAAUGAAAUUAAUAGGUACAUCAUCCGUGAUGAUUUAAAGGUAUUACCAGCAUCAAUGGAUUAUGCUCUUUCCUGGCUUCGGAGACAAAAUAUCAGAGAUAGCACUGAUGUCAAGGUGAAGAUAGUUAAUAUUGGUGAAAAUGAGGUUUUGCAUCUGCUUCAUCGUUCAAUGAUCUCCAAAACGCCACUAACAGAUGUGCUUUUGCUCAAGGAUCGGAAUUAUGUUUCUAAUUCAUUAAGGGUGCCUUAUCAUCAAUAUCUAAGGCGACAGGGCUUGAGCUCCAACAAGAUGAUGGUGAAACUAUGGUUCAGCAAGUCUACUAAAAAAGUAAUCUGUAUCGAAGCAGAAGAAGGUUUUGUUAAUUUUUUGUUCACCUUUCUUACCCUUCCUUUAGGUGCCAUUAUCAACAUGUUAAAGGGGAAAUCUUCCAUGGGAAGCGUACACAAGUUGUAUGAGAGUGCAAAGGAGUUGAGUGAAAUGAAAAUUAUUAACAGAGAAUAUAAGGAAAUGCUGCUUAGUCCAAAGCUUGAACGCAUGUUUGGUUGCUCUUACCAACUGCUCCAAAUUCAGGAACAGACAAUACCAUCAUCCUUGGUAUAUAACAAUUGUUCUUGUUGGAGAUUCCAGCAGAUAAAAGCAUGUGAACAUUUCAAACCGACACUCCAAAUAGUGAAUCCCAAAUGGCCUAGCAGGACAACAGGUGGUGCUUUCAUCAAAGGAUGUAAGUUGUUGGUCACUGACAAUCUCGAAAUCAAACCUCUAUCAACUGUCUCUGAUAUACACAAGCUUGGUCGUAUUCCCUUUGAGGACAUGGAAUCCAUGACCGUUAAUGUGGGAGAAGAGGAGGCCUUAAAUCUUCUUCAAGCCUCUCUCAUCUCCAAAAGUGUUCUUAGCCAUGCUUUCAGCUCCCAGGUGAUCAACAGAAAGUGAUUGGUUUUCAUCUAAAGAAUGGAAAUUCUGUUAAUCAUACAUCUUACUUGUAAUAGAUAUCUUUAUUCCCUGAAUUUAUAAUGUGUACUCGUAAAUUGUAAACUUUAUAUUUAAAAAAUCCUAUAGCAGCUAGCUGACACCCUGUGCAAAGAAACAGCAGAUUCUAGAUCCUUAAGAUUAACCCACCAAAGCAAAGAAAUUUGGUCGUUUUG
Ziziphus jujuba (common jujube) is the source of this 1942-nucleotide messenger RNA. RefSeq lists its product as uncharacterized. The transcript has 4 exons. NCBI's taxonomy places the organism in Eukaryota, Viridiplantae, Streptophyta, Magnoliopsida, Rosales, Rhamnaceae. The record is from RefSeq and is a predicted model, not a curated record. The coding region runs from base 63 to 1730 and encodes 555 amino acids.